AUGGUCCCUAUAAAUUUGCUUUGAUGCUAUUAGACUUUAUAGGUGUCUAGUACAGAAACACAUCAAAGAAAAGAAAAAAGUUUCUUUGAGACAAAGUAAUUACAAAUGGCUUCAUUUGGCAAUUUGAUGAGUAUUUUGGUUUUAUGUAUAAUCAUUGACUCUGGACAUGCCCAAUUGCAGCUUAAUUUCUAUGCCAAGAGUUGUCCAAAAGCAGAAAAAAUUAUUAAAGACUAUGUCCAGCAGAAAGUUCCAAAGGCUCCAAAUACUGCAGCACAAAUACUCAGAAUGCAUUUCCAUGAUUGUUUUGUGAGGGGUUGUGAUGGAUCUGUGCUUCUUAAUUUCACUUCGAGUACAGGAAAUCAGACUGAAAAACAAGCUAAUCCUAAUCUGACAUUGAGAGGCUUCUCCUUCAUUGAUGCCGUGAAGAGAUUAGUUGAAAAGGAAUGCCCCGGUGUUGUCUCUUGUGCUGAUAUUAUUGCCUUGGUUGCUAGAGAUGCAGUUGUAGUUACAGGAGGUCCUUUUUGGAAUGUGCCAACUGGUAGAAGAGAUGGAACAAUAUCAAAUGUCUCAGAAGCCAAUGCUGAUAUCCCAGCUCCAACUAGUAACUUCACAAGACUACAACAGUCUUUCGCAAAGAAAGGUCUUGAUCUGAAGGAUUUGGUCCUGUUGUCUGGUGGCCACACAAUUGGAGUGUCUCAUUGCUCCUCAUUUACGGAGCGUCUGUACAAUUUCACCGGGGUUGUUGGCACACAAGAUCCAUCUCUAGACAGCGAAUACGCGGAUAAUCUCAAGUCAAGAAAAUGCAAAUCAAUCAAUGACAAUACCACUAUAGUUGAGAUGGAUCCAGGAAGUUUCAAGACGUUUGAUCUUAGCUACUACAAGCUUUUGCUCAAAAGGAGAGGCCUAUUCCAAUCUGAUGCAGCCUUGACAAAACGCUCUACAACAAAAUCAUUUAUUGAACAACUUGUCGAUGGAUCGCUCAAAGAAUUCUUCGCCGAAUUUGGUAAGGCCAUGGAGAAAAUGGGGAAAGUUGAAGUUAAGACAGGCAGUGCUGGUGAAAUCAGGAAGCAAUGUGCAUUUGUGAAUAGCUAAAUGUUCUGCUUUCUUUAUUAUUUCGGAAUUUCAAUUAUUUUGUGAUUGUAUUUUUAUGUGUCCUCUGAGUGAUUAGUUUGGUGUAAUAUGUAUUAUGUACUUCUACAUUUACUAUAUUAUAAUUUUGCAGUUUGCUGGUGUUGUAGCAAUAAAAGUUAUGCCAAGAGCAGUUCCUA
Lycium barbarum (goji berry) is the source of this 1268-nucleotide messenger RNA. Its product is annotated as peroxidase 3-like. The coding region runs from base 106 to 1092 and encodes 328 amino acids. Lineage: Eukaryota; Viridiplantae; Streptophyta; Magnoliopsida; Solanales; Solanaceae. Gene Ontology annotation, biological process: response to oxidative stress; hydrogen peroxide catabolic process. The transcript is spliced from 4 exons. Gene Ontology annotation, cellular component: plasmodesma; plant-type cell wall. Gene Ontology annotation, molecular function: heme binding; peroxidase activity. The record is from RefSeq and is a predicted model, not a curated record.